UUUUUUCUAACGAAUAAAUGUGGCUCUAUUCCAGCAGGAAGAAGUUUCUGAAGUGACGGAGGCGGUCGAGGAAGAUGAUGUUCUUGAUGUGAUAGCGGAUGAUGAAAAUAUUGAUGAUGAUGAUGAUGAUGAUGAUGAUGAUGAUGAUGAAGAUGAUGAAGACAAACAGGAGGAUGUUGAAGAAGAACGAGAGGUCAGUUGUCCGUUUUGACAAAAACGUCGCUUGCUUACGCACACUAAUUAUUAAUAUGUUGUGCAAGUGUGUGUAUCUAACCACGCAACAAUACUGAAACAAGCUAUUCAUUAUUGCUACUCGGAACAUACACACACUAGAAUGAAUGUGGGGUAAGAUUUUGUCAUGAUUGAAGUGGUGUGAAAGUGUGUCUAACCACAGCAACAAUACUGAAACAAGCUAUUCAUUAUUGCUGCUCAGAACAUACACACACUAGAAUGAAUGAGGGGUAAGAUUUUGUCAUGAUUGAAGUGGUGUGAAAGUGUGUGUGUGUAACCACAGCAACAAUACUGAAACAAGCUAUUCAUUAUUGCUGCUCAGAACAUACACACACUAGAAUGAAUGAGGGGUAAGAUUUUGUCAUGAUUGAAGUGGUGUGAAAGUGUGUGUAUCUAACCACGCAACAAUACUGAAACAAGCUAUUCAUUAUUGCUGCUCAGAACAUACACACACUAGAAUGAAUGUGGGGUAAGAUUUUGUCAUGAUUGAAGUGGUGUGAAAGUGUGUCUAACCACAGCAACAAUACUGAAACAAGCUAUUCAUUAUUGCUGCUCAGAACAUACACACACUAGAAUGAAUGUGGGGUAAGAUUUGUCAUGAUUGAAGUGUUGUGAAAGUGUGUGUAUCUAACCACGCAACAAUACUGAAACAAGCUAUUCAUUAUUGCUGCUCAGAACAUACACACACUAGAAUGAAUGUGGGGUAAGAUUUUGUCAUGAUUGAAGUGGUGUGAAAGUGUGUCUAACCACGCAACAAUACUGAAACAAGCUAUUCAUUAUUGCUGCUCAGAACAUACACACACUAGAAUGAAUGAGGGGUAAGAUUUUGUCAUGAUUGAAGUGGUGUGAAAGUGUGUGUGUCUAACCACGCAACAAUACUGAAACAAGCUAUUCAUUAUUGUUGCUCAGAACAUACACACACUAGAAUGAAUGUGGGGUAAGAUUUUGUCAUGAUUGAAGUGGUGUGAAAGUGUGUGUAUCUAACCACGCAACAAUACUGAAACAAGCUAUUCAUCAUUGCUGUUCAGAACAUACACACACUAGAAUGAAUGUGGGGUAAGAUUUUGUCAUGAUUGAAGUGGUGUGAAAGUGUGUGUGUCUAACCACGCAACAAUACUGAAACAAGCUAUUCAUUAUUGUUGCUCAGAACAUACACACACUAGAAUGAAUGUGGGGUAAGAUUUUGUCAUGAUUGAAGUGGUGUGAAAGUGUGUCUAACCACAGCAACAAUACUCAAACAAGGUAUUCAUUAUUGCUGCUCAGAACAUACACACACUAGAAUGAAUGUGGGGUAAGAUUUUGUCAUGAUUGAAGUGGUGUGAAAGUGUGUGUAUCUAACCACGCAACAAUACUGAAACAAGCUAUUCAUUAUUGCUGCUCAGAACAUACACACACUAGAAUGAAUGUGGGGUAAGAUUUUGUCAUGAUUGAAGUGGUGUGAAAGUGUGUCUAACCACAGCAACAAUACUGAAACAAGGUAUUCAUUAUUGCUGCUCAGAACAUACACACACUAGAAUGAAUGAGGGGUAAGAUUUUGUCAUGAUUGAAGUGGUGUGAAAGUGUGUGUGUCUAACCACGCAACAAUACUGAAACAAGCUAUUCAUUAUUGCUGCUCAGAACAUACACACACUAGAAUGAAUGUGGGGUAAGAUUUUGUCAUGAUUGAAGUGGUGUGAAAGUGUGUGUAUCUAACCACGCAACAAUACUGAAACAAGCUAUUCAUUAUUGCUGCUCAGAACAUACACACACUAGAAUGAAUGUGGGGUAAGAUUUUGUCAUGAUUGAAGUGGUGUGAAAGUGUGUGUGUCUAACCACAGCAACAAUACUGAAACAAGGUAUUCAUUAUUGCUGCUCAGAACAUACACACACUAGAAUGAAUGUGGGGUAAGAUUUUGUCAUGAUUGAAGUGGUGUGAAAGUGUGUGUAUCUAACCACGCAACAAUACUGAAACAAGCUAUUCAUUAUUGCUGCUCAGAACAUACACACACUAGAAUGAAUGUGGGUAGAUUUUGUCAUGUGAUUGAAGUGGUGUGGUGUGUGUCUAACCACGCAACAAUACUGAAACAAGCUAUUCAUUAUUGUUGCUCAGAUACACACACUAGAAUGAAUGUGGGGUAAGAUUUUGUCAUGAUUGAAGUGGUGUGAAAGUGUGUCUAACCCCAGCAACAAUACUCAAACAAGGUAUUCAUUAUUGCUGCUCAGAACAUACACACACUAGAAUGAAUGAGGGGUAAGAUUUUGUCAUGAUUGAAGUGGUGUGAAAGUGUGUGUAUCUAACCACGCAACAAUACUGAAACAAGCUAUUCAUUAUUGCUGCUCAGAACAUACACACACUAGAAUGAAUGAGGGGUAAGAUUUUGUCAUGAUUGAAGUGGUGUGAAAGUGUGUGUGUCUAACCACAGCAACAAUACUGAAACAAGGUAUUCAUUAUUGCUGCUCAGAACAUACACACACUAGAAUGAAUGAGGGGUAAGAUUUUGUCAUGAUUGAAGUGAUGUGAAAGUGUGUCUAACCACGCAACAAUACUGAAACAAGCUAUUCAUUAUUGCUGCUCAGAACAUACAUACACUAGAAUGAAUGUGGGGUAAGAUUUUGUCAUGAUUGAAGUGGUGUGGAUUUGAAGUCAAGAGGGCAAGAAUUUCUUGUUUUGUAUUUGAUUAUGUUAUGUAUAGUUCACAGACGGAUGAAACGUGUGACGAACUUGGGCAAACAAGGUAGUUUGCUUGAUUAUCCGUGUGUGUAAGUGUGUGGCAAACAGAUGAUUAAUCCGUUAAGACAAACUAUUUAGAUAUUUCGUCUAUUCAUAGGAACUUGCAUAGUUUUGAUGAACUACGAGAUGUUUCCCAUGCUUAUACACAGACGAAUAAUGAGACGAAUUAUCUGUUUUUACCCAAAUUCGUGCAGACGUUACAUCCGUCUCAAUUCUAUAUAUUAUAGAGGUCAGAUUUGACUUCCACUACUGCUACCACUACCUCUGACUGGCUUAGUACGCAUCUGAUUGGUUAAUCGAAUAUAUCAAACGCAUCUGAUUGGUUGAUGGUCCCUUGAUAGCUACGGUAGUGGCAGUCAAAUCUGAACGACCAUUUUGAUUCGUCUAAACGCCCAUAUAGACGGCAAAAGCAAACUGUAUGUCAGGCAUAAUUUCUUCCCAGGAUUAUAAGAACAUGGUAUUCUAACGGAUUGUGUUUCCACUUGUAUUCACAUCAUGUUAUCCAGGUUGUUUGUAUUGAUGAUGAAAGUGAUGAAGACGAGGUUAAAGAUGAUAUUGAAGGACAGAUUGAAACAGAUGAUAUCGAUGAUGAUGAUGAUGAUGAUGAUGUUGUCGAAGUUAUUGAUGAUGAUGAUGAAGAUGAUGAUGUUGAUGUCGAUGAUGAUAUUGAUAUGAAAGGUAGGUAAACGUUUCUGUAUCAUUGUAAAAAUACCAUUGGCGAUUAUUUAUCUGCUAAGUCCACGAUCCAUCAAUGACUUCAAACGAAAUGUACACCAAACAAAUGGGAACCAUGAGCAAUGAUAGCUCUCGUGAUAUUGUUUUUCACUCAGUGGAAAAGUUUCUUCAGUUUUAAUUAUAGUUAUGGUAACUUGUUUUUUUUUUCAACAGAAGAGUUCGUUGAUGAAGAGAUAACUGAACAAUCAGAAGUUCCUGAACAAGAAGGUAUCUUUCAAUCUCUGCUGUAAAUAUGUGUAAGAUAUACAUACACAUGUGCUGUAAAUUAUAGACAUUCUAAUAUGAAACCAGGCCGUGAAAACACCCCCCUGAAAAAUCUCGUCGACAAAAUACAAUGUCGGAAAAUUGUUUUCGUAAUCAGCAAAAGUUUUUGAGUGGCACUGAUUAAAAAGUAAUAGUUAGGCCAAAAUUUUGAUAAAUUUGCGAAAACGUACACGAAAAAUGUAAGGAUUACGGUACGUUAACGCAAAAGUUUAUGAAAAUUGUAAUUUUCCGGAAAUUUUUUUAACCCCUCCCCACCCCCGCUCGCCAACAAUUUUGGGAAAAGAAAUAUUAAUUAGCGACUUAAAUGUUGUCGGCAAAUGCGAUACUACACCCCACCUCCCUGCUUUAGCCUCUUCGCGAUGGCCUUGUAUAAAACAGGGUGAUCUUAAAACAGAGUGUUAUGAAUCGUAAUAAAUCAAUUGUAUUCAAACCUCAUUUGCUUUAAGAUAACCUUUUAUUCUGAUUAAGAAACAUUUUUAUACAGAUCUUAGAAAUGAAUUUUUCAAAACAAUUGUCAUUGUCCUUUUGAAAUGUCUUUAAAAUAGCAUAAAAAUAUGGAUGAGUUAAUGGUCAUUUUGAAUAACACCGUUGAGGAUUUAAUAACAAGACAAUACUUAGCCUACAGAUUGAUUUACUCGGUUCUCAAUGUACAUAUUUCAGAAAGCGCAGACAAUGCGAAUGUUGUCAAUCCUACUGCUGACACAACAUCAUCAUCUCAAGACCAGCAUUCUCAAGAUAGUGCUCUGACGUCACACAACGUCCGUACUGCGACUCAACCACCCUUCAUUAGAUCACAAUCUCAUUUGGCGCCCUUUACCUUAUCUCAGGUUAGUAGAUGCCUGGAUAGAUGUUAAUAAUGAGAGUAUAGCCUUGCUUAUUUGAAUUUAUGAUUGUGUCAGAUAAGCAGUACAUUACGUACUAUUCGAAGUAUAGGGGUGCUUUAUCAGAUUUACAGCACGAGUGCGCAACACGAGUGUUUUAUAUCUAAUCAAGCACGACUAUAAGUGCUUUAAAUGACUUAAAAACGACCCAUUCUAUGAGUUCAUUGGCGAAGUCAUUUUAAAAAUAAACGUUGUCUAAGCCGAGAAAAUCAAAGCUAAUAUUUAUUUAAAUUAACACGUUUUCUAUCGCAUAUAAAACCACUGACACGGCACUGAUUUCCUUUUUCUUAUGAAUUAUUGAAGCGUUUUUUUUAAUAAGUUUUAAUUGGAACCCCUUGCUGGUACUUUUUACUAAGUAACAAUUAUUUAAUAUAUGGUACGAUAUAGGUUCAAUGUAGGUAAUUGACAUAGCUGAGUCAACUAGAAAUCCAGUUAACAUUAUGAAUUUGUAAAGCAAGCAGGAUAGUUGAUUUGAUGAGAUGUAAUAUAUGAUGGAAUUUACUAAAACGUAACCUAAUAUUGUUAUUAUGCUGGAGCAAUCAUUUUAUCAAGAAAGCAUUUUUUUAAAUUAUCAUUGUUAUCCAGGCUCAGACAAGCGGCGGUGGAUUUGACGAGACUGAUGACUGUAUGGUACCUAGUACUCCUACAUUAUUUAUUCCAAAACGAUCUGAUGGCUUUAGUGAGAUGAUAAGGUAUUAUAUAUAUAUAUAUAUUCACCUGUGAUAUGCUGACAGUUUUUCUACCUGUAGAUGUCUUUUAGGAAGAAGCUGUUACUAUACUGCAUGAUAAAAGUUUAAAAAACUUUGUAUUGAACAAAUAGAAAAUAUUUUGCCGUUGUCUGUUUAGUUCUAUAUGGACAGUAAGACAUACCUGUGCUACUGUGGUAAGAACAAAAAGUAUCCCACGAGGCGGUGGGUCGAAUGAUGUAUUUACCAGGUUGUAACUUUCUCUGCGUGUCUGCAAACAGCGGCAAAGUGUUGUCAAAUUCUUUGAUAAAGACGUUGAAAAAUUAGCUCAACUCAGCUCAUAACGAAACAUUUUGCGGCUUCGAAGUCCAACGGAAAGAGGCUUUCGUUCUUGAUUCUUCUGAGAUAGCCGUGCUUGGUGCGUUCGUCGUCUAGUAGAUCAUGGCUUGAAAGACUAAAAGUGGUAUUGUAAUAAAAUUCUCACUUGUUUAAUUCUAGUUCUCCUCGUGUUCAACAUCCAUCAUUUUUAUUUGGUUCAACAAGUGAAAGCAGUUUAACUCAGACAGGAGGUCUAGCCAUGGGCAUGACAGAGGAAGGUGAGAUUUCUUUGAGAUGGAUUUGUAAAGUUUCUUGCAGUGAUGUAGCUAAAAUAUCUUGACUCCUGAGAGCAAUGAUUGUCCUUGCAAUAUAAUGACGUUCAUGGAUUCACAUAUUGUAUAUUAUGCGUUGAGUCUCAUUAAUUCUCGAAGUUGAUCUGAAAGAAUGAAAUACAUUAAAUCUGAUGUGCAAUAACUCUUUUUUUUCUGUAUGACGCAAGCACAAGUAUAAGAGGGAUCAAACGUAUUGAUUUUUUAUGGACUGUCCUCACCACGACGCAACAUGAGCAUAAACAUAAGAUUAUGAAAAUGUUGCUUUUUUCCCUUAUGCUUAUGUUGUUGCUUAUACUUUAUCUUGCAUUGUAGUGAGGACAUAGUGUGAACAACACAAGAAUAAGAGCAUCAAAGUGUUCCACUUGUUUAUCAUUGCGCUGCUGCUUGCAUUGUAGUGAGGACAUAGUGAGAACAACACAAGAAUAAGAGCAUCUAAGCGUCCCACUUGUUUAUCAUUGCGCUGCUGCUUGCGUUGUAGUGAGGACACAGUGAAAACAACACAAGAAUAAGAGCAUCAAAGUGUUCCACUUGUUUAUCAUUGCGCUGCUGCUUGCGUUGUAGUGAGGACACAGUGAGAACAACACAAGAAUAAGAACAUCAAAGCGUUCCACUUGUUUAUCAUUGCGCUGCUGCUUGCGUUGUAGUGAGGACAUAGUGAGAACAACACAAGAAUAAGAACAUCAAAGUGUUCCACUUGUUUAUCAUUGCGCUGCUGCUUGCGUUGUAGUGAGGACAAAGUGAAAACAACACAAUAAUAAGAACAUCAAAGUGUUCCACUUGUUUAUCAUUGCGCUGCUGCUUGCGUUGUAGUGAGGACAUAGUGAGAACAACACAAGAAUAAGAACAUCAAAGUGUUCCACUUGUUUAUCAUUGCGCUGCUGCUUGCGUUGUAGUGAGGACAAAGUGAAAACAACACAAUAAUAAGAACAUCAAAGUGUUCCACUUGUUUAUCAUUGCGCUGCUGCUUGCGUUGUAGUGAGGACAAAGUGAAAACAACACAAGCAUAAGAACAUCAAAGUGUCCCACUUGUUUAUCAUUGCGCUGCUGCUUGCGUUGUAGUGAGGACAUAGUGAACAACACAAGAAUAAGAACAUCAAAGUGUUCCACUUGUUUAUCAUUGCGCUGCUGCUUGCGUUGUAGUGAGGACAUAGUGAGAACAACACAAGAAUAAGAACAUCAAAGUGUUCCACUUGUUUAUCAUUGCGCUGCUGCUUGCGUUGUAGUGAGGACAAAGUGAAAACAACACAAUAAUAAGAACAUCAAAGUGUCCCACUUGUUUAUCAUUGCGCUGCUGCUUGCAUUGUAGUGAGGACACAGUGCAUGAGAGCAACACAAGCAUAAGAACAUCAAAGUGUCCCACUUGUUUAUCAUUGCGCUGCUGCUUGCGUUGUAGUGAGGACAUAGUGAAAACAACACAAGCAUAAGAACAUCAAACACUUGUUUAUCAUUGCGCUGCUGCUUGCGUUGUAGUGAGGACACAGUGCAUGAGAGCAACACAAGCAUAAGAACAUCAAACACUUGUUUAUCAUUGCGCUGCUGCUUGCGUUGUAGUGAGGACAUAGUGCAUGAGAGCAACACAAGCAUAAGAGCAUCAAAGCGUUCCACUUGUUUAUCAUUGCGCUUAUGCUUGCGUUGUAGUGAGGACAAGGCUUAGUGCAUAUUUUGUGCAAAAACAAGAAUGAUGUUUAGCCAAAUAUGAUGUUUAAGGUCCAGAUCAUGUCGCAUUCUAACUCGUGCCAGCAAAAUACAGUACAGCCCGCUUGGAAAUAAAGUUCUAUUUCAGACUAUCAAAUUAUUCCCCUGUCACUGUAUGCCAUGUUUAUUUUUGGCAGGUCUUCGUGUUGAUGAUACAAGGUUCGAUAUCAUGGCUUCCUCAGGGGAUGGAGAGGAGGCUGACCUUGGUUUUGGUAGGAAAUUAAGCCUGCUUCACAAUAGCAAUUUUGUUGGCGAGUUUGUGUUUCUCACGGAUGCAAAUGAGUGAACUCGCACUAUAGAGUCACUUUUCAGAAGCAAACAAUUCUUUUGCAUGUCAUUCAUUCGAUCGCAUCUGCCAGGAGGAGAAAAAUCGCCGACAGAAUUGCUUAUUCUCAUUUGUUUGCUUGGAGAUUAAACUCAACUAACACUAUUUAUACUGGACAACGCUGUCAGUUCAAAGUGGUGUCUCUUCCAGUCCAGUAAGGAAUUAUCCUUAUUGGUCACGUGCUACAGAAGCUAACAAUCGUUAAAAUCCUGCAGUGAUUAGUAAAUUAUAGAGGUUCAGAUUUGAGUACCGGUACCUCUCACUGGCUUGUAUGCAUCUAAUUGGUUAAUCGGAUAUGCGCAUCUGAUUGGUUGAUAGUCCAUUAAUGGUAGCAGUAAUGGAAGUCAACUGAAAAUAAUCGUGUUUUUAUUAGAUAAUGUUGUUCCAGACCUGGAUGAAGCCUCUGCUAUAGAGUUCACAUCAGAAGGUUUGUUAAUCAAGUAUUCUUUGUUUAUGCAGUAGUUUUAGUGUGAUCCAGAACUUCCGCAUUAGCGUGUUGAGUGCAGCACAAAAAUUUCAUUGAAGUUGAUAAAUAUCCAACGCUCGAAUGACUUUUUAAAAUUUACGAAUUCAAACGUUAUCUAAGCGUUUUGUGGUCACUUUUAUAUCUGUAGUUGGAAGAAAAAUACUUGUUCUUUUAAUUGGUAUGAUCAUCCCUAUGAUUCCCUGACCAUAAACGGAAAUAUAAAGAGAAAAUGUGAAUUUGUCUAUAAGCGGCUUUCUAUUUGUGUAUUAUUUAAUACCUUGUGUACUGUCACACGAACUUAGAAAAUCCAACUACGGAUAAGACUUCAUUGUUAGAUAUUUCUUUGGUAUAAAUAUUGUCACUGAACUUUUUAAACAUUUUUUUGCAAUAUGUCAACAAACACUACGCAAAAUUACUCGGCAGACAUCAGCGAAAUCGCGGGAAAACCUCACUCCUUUGUGUUCGCGUCAGUGGCUCGCAUACAUUGGUCGACUCGCAUGUUCAAAUCUCUCCCUCUGCGCAUCACACAUACUCCAGGGCACAACAGUUCGUUUCACCGCCAUGUCUUAUAAGCGCCCUGCUAUUUAGCAGACAUAGGAUUAUGAAACAUAGACCAUUUCUAGAGAUUUGAACUGUUGUCGUUUUACAGAUGAUCUCUUGGAUCCUCCUACGAUGGUUCCUGGAGUGUUAGGUUCUGCUAGUGUUGAUAUUUCGGAACAAAAUGUUCCUGAAACUGGGGAGAAAUUUGAUCCUGUAGAGAUCACAGAGAUCGUUGCUGUCGACAGCAAGAUUCCGGAUAUAGUUGUGACGUCACAGUUGGAACAAAAGACGUAAGUUUAGAUCGUGAGGUUGGCCACUAAUGUAUCAAUGUUUUAUAAUUAUGAUUUUUUCUGUGUUGGUGUAAUGUACUCAGGUGAAUAUGUUUGUUAAAAAUGUGCCUGGCCACGGUGGGAAUCGAACCUACGACCUUUGGAAUACUAGCCCAAUGCUCUGCCAACUGAGGGAUUCUGCGCAUUCAUGUUCUUACCCAAGAGUUUUUCUGGGUUUCAAAGUCCGAGUGCGUUUUGAAGCGAGCUUUAUUAAUGCACGCAGACUUUAAAGUUUGAAUAUUUGAACUUGGCUUUCAAACGUUGUAAUUUAAUUAGUUUCAAAGUACUAAUGUAAAUUAUAAUUGAAAGUACUAGUAUUGUAGGAAAAUUUCAAAGUGUCCUAUUGGACGUUUUCCUUGGACGUCUUUCUCUACUAAUUAAAUUAUUACAUUGAUUCCUUUUGUGUUUUGGGUUCACGACUUUGAGAACAUUUGUUCAAACAAUAAUUUGUUGUUAUCAAGCCAGCCUUUUGUAUUUCCAGGGAAGUAAAAGAUUGUGAGGAAGCCAGUUCUUCUACCUCAGUGAUCAAACCUACUGAACAACGUCAAGGUAUGAUUUCGUUUUAGUAGAACACGUGGAUGUUUCCAGGUUCUGCAGAUGGAAAUUUCGAGUGUAAAUUUUAUAUAUUUAUUCUGACCUAACCAGGAGCAGUUGCGAAAAAUGCAACUAUACGUCCUCUAGCAGGAAUCGAACCUGCUGCCCUGUGAUUCCGGUGCAGUGCUCUAACCAACUGAGCUACAGAGGCCAGAUGGCGAGCCGUGAAUCGCAUGCCCGUAGGUUGGAUUCCUGCCGGAGGGUCCGUAGUUGCAUUUCUCGCAACCGCUCCUGGCUGGGUCUAAUAAAUGUAUAAAAAUUCCACUCGACAUUUCCAUCUUUAGAAUCCUUCAACAAUUAUUUCUAUCGAAUGGGAUUGUCCCAAAUCCUAAUAUUUAGGGGUGGUCCCCCUUCCUAUACUUGUUUAGUAAUGUCCUGUUGAAACGAGUCCAGCAUUGUUCAACAUUGUUGGUCGGGGGAGCGUGUUCACUCAUGUACGCGUUGUAGCUAAAUGUUAAUGAUCACGCCUUCUUAUUCCUGGUUUCCAUAUGGUCGUAACGAUUGAGUCACGAUUUUUCUCAUCAGCCGAAAUAUAACAGUUUAGAACUGAAAAUACGCGAAUAACUGAGAAUACUCUUUGUAGGUUUGCAUGGCGAUAAAACAUAUAGAAACACAUAUUUUUAGCACUGGCGAACAUCCGGGCUUACGGAUCGAACGCUUUGCAGUAAUAAAUUUACGCGGUGUUUCCACAAACAAAAAGUAUUAGAGAAUACUCAUGAUUUUAUGUGUGGUUUACAUGUAUAAACUAUUACAAACUGGCCGUUGAGAAAGAUCGUGACUCUAUUUUUACGACCAUUACGACCAUAUGGAAACCAGGCUUUGUCGUCAUAUGCUGGAGAAACCCGAAUUCAAACCCGAUCCAACAUCUUUCAACAUCAUCCAACAUUUUCGAACAUAGUGUUCAAUCCAACAACAUUGGAUGACGUUGGACCAAUAUGUUCGUUUCAACCUUAAUUAAGUCUUUGUAUUUUUUAGAUUCUUCAAAAGAAAUUGAUUCACAAGGAAGUUCAACAGCUGAGCCAUCAACAUCCACAGGAAACACAAGGAUAACGACAACAACAAGUCAAGGUAAAUAUCACUGAACGGUUUGUGCCAGCGUAGGUUGUGACCAACACACCAGAAAAUUGCAGAUUGAUAACUGCGGAUUGAUAACUGCGGAUUGAUAACUGCGGAUUGAUAACUGCGGACUGAUAACUGCGGAUUGAUAACUGCGGAUUCAACUACCUGAAAAAUACAAGUGAAACGUCGACGUUUCCAGGUCCUUCGCAUAUCACAGAUGAUUACCAGCAAUAAUAAUGACAGUCAUUACCCAAGAAACAAACAUGAAUUUGAACCAGUUUUGAAUCUGCGCGAGAAUAUCUAACUGAAUGAAAUUGUGAAACGAGUCGUGGAAUAGAACUUGGAAACGGAUUAAGGCGGUUUUCCACUAGGCGAAAUUUUUCGAUCGAACCGAAAUUUCUAUUGUUCAAAUUCAAAAGAUUUCUGAAUAGUUCCAUCUGAGUGCUUGUAAGACAAAAGAAAAUUUCGAUUUGGUCGAAAAAUUUCGCCUAAUGGAAAACCGCCUUUAGUCCAAAAAGACGUAUUUUUGUUGUUCAUUUCAGAAAGCCGUCCAAAGUCGACAGUUGUUCAACUGAGAAGACCGCUGGGUCAAACCACUUCAUCAGGACAGACACAGAGUAAGUUUUGUUAAUAGUUGCAUAUAUAAGUAGAAGUUGCUAGGUUAGCCAGGUGCGAUAUUAGCCGAAACAAAGGCGAAUUGUGUGCAGAAUGAACAACCGUAUUUCUCAGAGCAAUGAGCAAUGCAAAUGCGAAUUCAAACUGUAAUCAGCUCAAAAUGGAAAUCAUGCAAAAUGGCGCCGCACUCAACCUGCGCAAAAUGAAAGGGUACGAGCCACUGGCCAGCAAUCUGUCUCCAGGUAAGUUUGAUUAAAAUCAAUCACAUUUCAUAUGAGUAAGAAGCAUGUGUUAACGUGCCAGCGUACGUGUGGUAACAAUAACACGAGAAAGAUGCGAGGUAUUGUUGAGAGGUAUUUCAACGACCUCAUAAAUACAAGUAACUUCCCGACGAAGCUUUACUUGUAUCUUUUUUAUGUGUUGACGUUUCUGUCCUAGGUGGUCAAGCAGCAAGAGGUCGCAGACAAAUACGAAGAGUUCAAGGUAAACAUGCCUUGUCAGUAUUUAAUACCGAUGUUUUGAAAGGUUGA
This is a messenger RNA of Paramuricea clavata, 12310 nucleotides long. The record is from the annotation of a GenBank genome assembly. Lineage: Eukaryota; Metazoa; Cnidaria; Anthozoa; Malacalcyonacea; Plexauridae.